CUGGGACGCAGCUCCUGACGAGGCUCAUGCACAGAGUUGAGGUGGUUUUACGGUUCGGACGCUGUCGUAAAGACGAUGCAGCAGCAAGACGCCUUGAAGACAAAGGGACUUUUGCUCCGAGGCUCCUGAGGAAGUUGUCAACACCACAUUGGAGACUAACGGAGGAGAGGAAAGAACUUUUGCAGAGUCGUCUUUGGUGAGGGAACAGCUGGCGAACGGUCGGGUUGAUGUGUGCCAACUCCUCUGGCUAUUUCUGCAGAGACCAACGUGUAGCUGCCUCCAUCUGCAGUUCCUCCACAGCGUCUCUGCUGAACUCAGUACUCGAGGCUGUUUCCUUUGCUGCGGCGGAUCAGUCUCCUCUUCCAGACCCGAGGAUUACAAUGAAACAUGUAGGGGACACGUUUCUCUCCACAGCCCAGGAGUCCCACUAGGAUCCGGGACAAAGGACGACAAGCGACAACAGGGGGAAAUGGUGACAACUGCCGCAUCUAUGGAUCAUCGUCCUCUCCCCUGCGGAAAACACAGAACAGUGUGAGAACCGAGUGGAUGUGACCCUGUGAGGGGAAAUUAACAACCUGAAGACGAAGUUUCCCCCAGGGGAUUUUUCUCUCCCCCGUUUGAGCUUGAUGCUGUCGGGGAUCUUCUCAUCGCCUCGUCUGCAAAACCAAGAGAAUCCAGGGAACUCACCAUCACCACGGACCACGAACACAUCACGACCUCAUGUCAGCGUCUCGUUCCACCUCGACACGUAACUGAAGAGAGAUUCUAGAGAGACAGAAAAAAGCAGACGGCCGUGAGAGUUUCUGUCCGUCGUCUCCUCGACGCUGAACACGCGCCAGAUUGUUUCUUUUGUGCCGGGGACGAACGAUCAGUUCAUUAUCAAGUGCUUGUCUGGACAGAUCCUCCGGCCGGUGGUCUUGUGUGUAGUCGGGGAGAGAUCUGUGGUAACGCCUGAACCCUCCGAGGCUGCGGCAGGACGGACGGCGUUCGACUGACCUCAGCUGAUAAAUACAGAAACCGCCGCCGCCGUCGUCGCUGAUCUCAAAGGCUCGGAGAAGCUCUGUCGCCUCCGUCUGCGCCGUGAAACACUGUCACUGACACUUUCCUAUCUCCUUCUUCCAGUUGCUUCAACGACAGAAGCCUCUCGCUCCGUCGUCUCUUCCGUACGUGGACGUUUUCCAUUCACGCCGCCCGAAAAGCCCCUUUAUCUGAUCCCAGUGACCUCGUCGACCUCUGUCUCCUUUUUUAACAUUCUUCCUUUUAAUCUACUUUAAACAUGCAAUUUAAAACCUGUCACUGUUUUUAGAUUUUUUGAAGGAAGAAGAUUCAGUUUGUAAAAAAACCCCAAAAGCCAGAAACAAACAGCGUCGCGACCUGAAGCCAUAGUGAACACCAGCCGUCGACCCGACGCCUCGCCGCGUCCCAGUGACCUUCCGUCACGCACACGUUCAGGGAGUCGACCAAGAAAACUACACUUCAUACGCGUGGAUGAGAAAGAGCAGAGUUUUCUUUCUACGUGCGUCCGAGCCGGAUCUGCGGCGGUCGGACCGUGGCCGCGUCGUGGAGUUCGUCCCCCCACGUGUUCCUGUCCCGCGUCGACGGAUGAAUCCGGACAUUUUCAUGUCUGUUCUGUGGGCAGAACCUCGCUGCCCUGCUAGAACCGGGCCCAAGCCCUCCUUCGUCCUCUUCUGCUGGGCCAAGCUGAACUCCGAGCAGAGACACUCGCACAAGGGGAUCGAACGCACAUAAGAUCCUUGUUUUUCUUCUUACUUUUCUUUUCUUUCUUUCCGCGAUUUCCCGUCGCCACUUUGACGCUGGCGCUCACGCUCCUGUGAUGCCUUGCGACCAAUCGGGUCUCUGACGCCGCGCUCCGCCGUCAUCCAGCAGUAACCUUUACACACAACGUCUGGAUCCGCCGCUCGAAUUCAAACCAAAAGCAUUUCCACCUUUACUGGUCCUGUACGAGAGCAGGAGCUCGUCGACUGGACCGAUUGUGAGCGCGUCGCCGCUUGUUGCCAAAAUUCAGACUGAGCUCGUUCACCGAACAAAGCUGAGAACUCUAAAGCUGCCAACACACACACACACACACACACACACACACACACACACGAACGCAGAGCUUGAAUAUUCCAUUUUGAUUUCAAACUUCCACGUAUGAUUUCACACAUCCCGCAGGACAACUGAAGUGCCAAAAAACUCUUCCAACAUCCGUCGACGCUCGUCGAAGGAGAAACAUCAAAGUUUACAUUCAGCGCUCAAUGUUUACACACGAGGGUUUUUCUUCAUUCGAGUCGUGAAUCGUAACGUUUGUGCCAUAAACCAACUUGGUUCAGAAGAGAUACGACUCGGUCGUCACAUUGAGAGUUUACAGUUUUUCUCGCACAAAAAACAACAACUGACUAUUUUGAAGAUUUUACAUUUUUGGGCCGUUGGACUGUAAAAUAGAACUUUGUCGACCGACAGACCAAAACGUAAAGAGGUCUGAUUCCUGCUGCCGUUUCUUUACUGGUUCAAGAUUUGUUCUGAACUGAUUAUAUUCCAGAUCUAAAGACCUCCAUGUUUACAGACGCUGCUCGACGGACGGAUUCGUACGCGGAGAGAAAAUGUUUACAUUAAGGUGAAGGCCAGAAAUGUGGAACGUCACUGGAACAAAGUGAAUCCGCUGAACUCCGAGAGACGCUGAGCGGAGUUCAACCUUUUCAUACCGAGGUGGUUUUUAUAAGUCAAGGAGCGGCCAUCUUGGACGAGGACGCUGAGCGUUUGACGUGAUUUGACAUCGGCUCAAGAACUUUGUGAUUAGAAACAAUGAGGCCUACACUCUCCAGAGGGAUGCUCUGCUUUUCCCUCCUCCUCCUGCUUUUCUCCUGCCUUGCUGUUUCCACGGUAACCAUCACCGGUGGGCCACGUGCCGUCGACGGUGACGUCAGGACUCUGACGGGAGGCGACCCCGCUGCAGCUGGUAAAACCAGCACCGCCUUGUUCCGCCUGACCGGCUACAAGCCGCCGCCCGCCGGACCCAAAGUGGCUCCGAAGGCGGCCGAGGUGGAGGUGGACGGCGAUGAUCCGCCGGCCGUGGCAGAACUUCCUCCGAAGCCCCUCCCUCAGACCAUGCUGCCGAGGAACAUGACGGCCGACGCCCUGAAGCCGCCGCUGGGAGCGGCCCAGGUGGCUCCGCCCCCCCGACAGCUGGUGGAUGUGGACGUGUGCAGGGGAUACUUCGACGUCAUGGGCCACUUCGACAGCACCUUCAACUGCUCCAAGGGAAGCUACAUCUACUGCUGCGGCACCUGCCACUACCGCUUCUGCUGCGAGCACCAGAGGACCCGGCUUGACCAGGACGCCUGCACCAACUACAAGUCGCCCGUGUGGGCCGACCCCCAGGUGACCACCACCGUGCCCACGGGCAACAGGCCCGACCCCGACUUCGAGACGCUGCAGCAGCAGAACAGCAGCACGGCGUACGUGAUCGGAGGCGUGAUCUCCUUCACGCUGGUGGUGGCGGUGGGCGUCAGGAUCGCCUUCAGCAAGGUGGCGCGUCGCCCCCGAAACCGAGACAUCAACAUGCCCAGAUCUCUGGUGGACAUCCUGCGUCACCAGUCGAGCCCCGUGCAGCCGGGCGAGAGGAACAACAGCGCGGUGCUGAGCAGCACCGCCUCCGACGGACGCACGUCCAAGAACCUGUACACGCCCGUCCUGCAGAGCAAAGACAACCGCACCGGGAACAUGCACCACCAUUUUAACCAGCAGGGGUCUGCAUCCAGCCCCAAGCACUCUGCUUCCAUCGAGCGUGGACCCCGUAUGAACAACACCCCGCUCUCCUCCGGCCCCACGCUGCUCUCCGGUAGCGGUAAAGGACCCAGUGGCGUUGGUGGCGGCGGCGGCAGCUUUAGCGGCAUGAGACACAACAGCAGCCACCCGUCCUUCUCCCACUCCUUCCACAACCUGGCCCAGCUGCCGCCGUCCUACGAGGCCGCCAUGAAACCAGAGAUCAACCGCUACAGCUCCCUGAAGAGGCUGGAGAAAGAGCUGGACGAGUAUUCCAGCUACUACAAUUCCAAACGCCGCUUCAACAACGCGCCGCCGUCCUUCCACUCGUCUCAGCACCACCUGCCCUGGGGCGGCGACUACACGCUGGGAUCCCGCGGCACGCUGCCCCUCAACGGCUCCCGGCCCCGCCUCCACAUCCCCGCCUCCACCCCGAACCCGUACCCGCUGCCCGCGCAGACGCACUACACAAGCUCCUCCUUCGACAGGCCGCCGCGCCGCGUCCGCUCCCAGGACCAGCUGCUGGCGCUCGGGGAGGGCAACACGCUGUCCCGCCUGUCCAAGAACCAGCAGCACCAGUACUACAAGGCCAUGAUGAGCACCAGCAGGAGCUCGAACUCGCAGACGCUCCGAAGGUCCCAUGAGAGGCUUCUGGUCUCCCCUGACCGUCUGGAGGACCGGCUGAUGGCGAUGGGGCUAAUGAUGGGAGGAGGCGGCGACAGAGGUGGAGGAGGAGGAGGGGGGAGCGGGAUGGUGCCCACCAUGGGCCGGCUCAGCCACCACCAGAAGACCCAGUCGCAGCAGAACAUCUGCGUCACACCGUCCAUGGACCGCCACCACAUGAUCAAGAUGAACUCCCACCCGACGUCAGACCACGACCACGACCGCAGCUCAGCCGCCAUGCCCGGGAUGGGCAUGCACGGCGGCUGGGACGCCCACGGGGGCCACGGGGGCCACGGCGGGGGAGGUGGACCGGGGCCAAUCGGAAACCACCCCAACGCCCGACGGAUGGCGUUCGCCAGCAAGAGGCAGAACACCAUCGAACAGCUGCACUUCAUCCCCGGAGGAGGGGGAGGACACGGACUGCGGACUGGGAGUAAGAACGAGGUGACGGUGUGAGAGACGGAGGGAGAGGAGAGGUGAAGGCUGAAGUCGUAAAGAAGACGAAGACGGGACGAGGGACGGUAAAAAGCAUCGAGGCAUUUAUUGGGAAGAUGAAGUGGAGAGAUGAUCAGAGAGAAAAGAGGAAGAGGCUUGAUCUCCGCUGCCUCACAGGGCUGUACCCCCCCCUUCAGAAAACACAAAGUGAUGGAUGACAGCAUUAAUCUCACAGUGACUAUAGCCAAUUGAUUUUCUCCUCAUCACUUUGUGCGUUGAAAAAGAAUAUCCAGCCAUUCUCUGUAAAGGGAAGACAGAAAUGUCCACUUGAAAAGAGCAAAAAAUAUGGUGUGCGUGAAGUUUUAAAGGCUGCUGGGUAUUCGCUGUGACUUUUAUUGAAGGAUACCCGCCGAUUAUGAUUUAUUGACUUGUCCUUGAGUUUUAUUGCGCUGUCCUCUGAGUCCUCGAGCGCUCCGACAGAAGUUCCUCUGUCUUUGAAUCCACUGUGGAUGGUUAGAGAGCGCCGGGCCAGAGACCGACAGCUUUGCUCGUCUUUGUAUUUAUAACAGUAUUUAAAACCAAACAAGUUGCUUUUUUAUUAAAUUUACCUGAUGAUAAUAAUAAUAAUAAUAAUAAUAAUAAUAAUAGUAUUGACACUACUGAGCCCUGUAGGACUUUGUGUAUAUCUGGUUGAAAACGUAUUUAUCCUGAAAUCAGCCUGUUUGUAAUUUAAAGGCUGAACAUGUGAUUUGCUGUGAUUGGACGAUCAUGAGAGUAAAACUUCUCAAAUAAUCCAGACGAGUGUUUCAAAAUAAGUAAAAAAUUAAAUAAAUUCAUGCCUUUUAGGGAAAACAAAAUGAAAAAACCUACGUCGGCACAAGCUGCUGCCGCGAAGGCCCAGUCACACCAGCAUUGAAUUUAAAUCAGUGAAACUGUUGUAGUCACUGGAUUUUAUAAAGAUUAACUUCAGUGAACUGUGAAUUUGGAUAAAAACUGACCAAUAGUCUAUAAUGGAGGAAGUUGGCGUUUGCUUAUGGAUAGAAAAAAAAGCGUCUUUGGAAUAAACUGUGAACUUGUCGAAUUUGUAAGUUUGUCAAAUUGUCUCGACCGCCCGAGAAGCUAGCUGCUAACUGUCAGUUUGAAAGGCUGUUAGCUUGUUACCGUUUCCUCUUCAGUGACUUUUUGUUGUUAAAUUGUGUAAAAGGAACAAAUCGCAGAGGAGAGUAAAGAAAAGAGAGUAAAAGGAGUAAAGAAAGUAGCGUGACUUGACUCGUGCUGAGUCGCAGCUGGCGCAGCAUUUUAGUGGUUAGCUUGCUAGCUACUACGCGACUACGAGACAAAUGUGCAUGAAUUCUUGCUGUGCCACUUUCUGGUGUGACCGGGCCUUAAAAUCCACUAAAAUCCACUUGACGUCAACUCUAAGCCUUUGUACAGUGACUCUAGUGGGUGUUUAACAUGAAACAUUGUGCCGUGACCCUUUUUGCGUAAUCACAUUUUUGGGAAAAUGUUAAGAUUGACCUGUUGCAGACUGGUGAGGGGUCAAACCUUUUACUAUGAACCCCUGACAAAGCAAAAGUCCCUCAAACACUGUUUUUCAAACUUCAAGUUCAAGAGAGUCGCAGGUUCACUUCUUUCUUCUUGCGACCGAUUGCCGUUAAGCGAGCGACUCCCGUGUGUCUACGCCGCCACAUGUGACCUGCGAGUUCAGCCGCUCGCCUCAUAUGAAGGGAAGGAGGGCAGACGGGUCCGAGGUCCGGGGACAAUGACACUUCACACUAAGGGCUAUACCGAAUUAUCUUUGUGUCUGUGCUCCGUACGGCGUCUGCUUCCCAUUUCAUUUCUUCUUCGUGUCAGUGUCGGGUUGGGAGGCAUGCUUGUGCAUACAUUCAUAGAAUUUUUAUUUUAAUGUGUAGAGAAAAAUGUAAACAUGCAAAGAAAAAGUUUGGUGGAACAUGUAAAGAACACCCGACCAUGAAUUCUCGAGAGGGAGAAGUGGCGGUCAUGAUGAUGUCAUAUUUUGUAAAACAUAUUUCCAUUUCUCUGGCUGUGAGAUGGACCUUCCGACCGUCGGGUUGGAUUCAGCCUGUAUGGGUUCAAGGGAUGCAUGAGGCGUCACCUGAGGUUUUCAGAUUCCCCUCCGAGGUGUAUUUCCAUAAAGACAGACGUGAUUGCCACCAGCCAUUUUGAAUCUUUUAGUACAAAACCAUGUGCUCACGUGUUACUGGUUUAUGAUCAUACGUGUAAAGACCCCCCCCCCCCAUUCAGACUUUGAACGCUCUUUAUCACGAUCGCUACUUUCAGUUUGUCCAUUUUUUGUCUAAAACAUUAUAUUUAUUUUUUUAAAUCUCCGAAGUUUAGAUGUACAAUUUCGGAUUUUUUCAAUAUUCAUACUUUCUAGUGGAAUUUCAAAAAAAGAAAAGAAAAAAACAUUUGUACUCUGGAGGAACAAAAGGAGCUGAUGCAAUCAAAGAGAAAAGAUGGACCGCAUGACGAUGUCAGUGUUGAUGAUGUCAUAGUGCUGACUCAUGAUGUCACGGCGUGUACGCGCACGUGUGUGUAUAUGUACAUGUGUCUGUUUUAAUUUGUGUGCCCGUGUGCGUAACUCUCUCAGUGUCUUCUUCUUCUUCUUCUUCUUCUUAGGAAUGCUGAACCUCAUCUCUGAAUCGGUUUCCGUCUUCAGCACACAAAGACGAUUUUAACACCCGAGUCUCAUCACAUGUUCAUAUCGACUUGUAACGAACCUCUGAAGGCCUGUUGUUGUCGAAUUCGCUUCUAAAAAUCUUUUUGUUAAAGGGAACAUUGAUCAAUCACAGCUUUUCUUGGCGAGCUACGUCCUCCAAAAGUUUGAAGGCAUAAAUUGUCAAGUUCUGGUAUUGGAACAGAAGUUAAAGAGAAAAGCGACUUUCUCAUUUGUGCUCAUUCGAACAGAAAUUUAAGUGUUUGAUUUACAUGCGAAGGCGGAAACAAAUAAUGUUUUUCUUGUUUUAGCGACAGCAGUUGUUGCUGAGUCGUGGAGGAGAAUGUAUUUUGUGACUUGCCGUCGGCCGACGGGACUCGAAAGGCUCCGUGGUUUUUACAAUGAAAACAUCUGAUUAACUUUUGACGGAGAAACAGGAGGGAAAAUGUAAAUGACGCGUGAAAAUUCUGUCGUAUUUCUAAUGUUUCUCUCAUUUCUCCUCACACCUCCAAAGGUCUGAUACUCAUGUUGCGAUCUGCCCCCCCCCCCACACCUGAUUAAACUGUGUGCCUGUAUGUGUGCGGUCGUGUGUACAUGAGUGUGUGUGUGUGUGUGUGUGUGUGUGUGUGUGUGCGUUAGCCACCGCGGGGGAGGCAGGGGCAUAUUUGUUUUCUCAAAGCUACUCUGCAUACCUCAAAUUGUAUGAUGCAGUAAUUUAUUACAUCCCCCUUAUAUGUCUCUUUCCAAGAAUAUACAAACAGAGGUCUCACAGAUGUGCAAACCCUUUUGUUACUGCGAUCAAUUCUUGCGUUUGUAGAAAUCAUACUGUUAAAUUGAUAAUAACAAUUAAAAAAAGGAAAAAAAAGAAUCCCACUAAA
Scophthalmus maximus (turbot) is the source of this 8418-nucleotide messenger RNA. RefSeq names its product protein shisa-6-like. The record is from RefSeq and is a predicted model, not a curated record. Gene Ontology annotation, biological process: regulation of AMPA receptor activity; regulation of short-term neuronal synaptic plasticity. Gene Ontology annotation, cellular component: AMPA glutamate receptor complex; postsynaptic density; postsynaptic membrane. Bases 2806 to 4884 code for a protein of 692 amino acids. The transcript has 13 exons. NCBI's taxonomy places the organism in Eukaryota, Metazoa, Chordata, Actinopteri, Pleuronectiformes, Scophthalmidae.